Messenger RNA from Gavialis gangeticus (Gharial), 1881 nucleotides. It is a transcript of the gene CDK9, whose product is annotated as cyclin dependent kinase 9. Bases 75 to 1040 code for a protein of 321 amino acids. Lineage: Eukaryota; Metazoa; Chordata; Crocodylia; Gavialidae. Gene Ontology annotation, molecular function: ATP binding; cyclin-dependent protein serine/threonine kinase activity. Gene Ontology annotation, biological process: protein phosphorylation. The transcript has 6 exons. The record is from RefSeq and is a predicted model, not a curated record. Gene Ontology annotation, cellular component: nucleus.
CUUCCCCCCGCAGGGAGGUGUUCAAAGCCAAGCACCGGCAGACGGGCAAGAAGGUGGCGCUGAAGAAGGUGCUGAUGGAGAACGAGAAGGAGGGGUUUCCUAUCACAGCCCUGCGAGAGAUUAAAAUCCUUCAGCUGCUCAAGCAUGAGAACGUGGUGAACCUUAUAGAGAUCUGCAGGACCAAAGCCUCCCCAUACAACCGCUGCAAGGGCAGCAUCUACUUGGUGUUUGACUUCUGUGAGCACGACCUCGCCGGCCUGCUCAGCAAUGCGCAUGUGAAGUUCACGCUGUCAGAGAUCAAGAAGGUGAUGCAGAUGCUGCUGAAUGGACUCUACUACAUCCACAGGAAUAAGAUCUUGCACCGGGAUAUGAAAGCCGCAAACGUCCUGAUUACCCGAGAUGGAGUCCUGAAGCUGGCAGACUUUGGACUGGCUCGAGCCUUCAGCCUAGCCAAAAACAGUCAGCCCAACCGCUACACCAACCGGGUAGUGACGCUGUGGUAUCGCCCACCAGAGCUGCUUUUAGGGGAGCGGGAUUACGGACCCCCCAUUGAUCUCUGGGGCGGGGGCUGCAUCAUGGCAGAGAUGUGGACUCGCAGCCCCAUCAUGCAGGGGAACACAGAGCAACACCAGCUCACGCUUAUCAGCCAGCUCUGCGGCUCCAUCACUCCAGAGGUUUGGCCAAAUGUGGAUAAGUACGAGCUGUACCAGAAGCUGGACCUGCCCAAGGGCCAAAAACGCAAAGUGAAAGAUCGCCUGAAAGCCUAUGUCAAAGACCCUUAUGCUCUGGAUCUUAUAGACAAACUACUCGUUCUGGACCCUGCCCAAAGAAUAGAUAGCGACGAUGCACUGAAUCAUGACUUCUUCUGGUCAGACCCGAUGCCCUCUGAUCUCAAGAACAUGCUGUCCACUCAUAACCAAUCAAUGUUUGAGUACCUGGCACCACCCAGGAGAAGAGGUGGACACAUGCCACAGCAACCAGCUAAUCAGGGCAGAAAUCCAGCUGCAACCAAUCAGACAGAGUUUGAUAGAGUGUUUUGACUGCUGGUAACCACCCCCCACAAGUAUGUGGGGAGUCGACUGACUUUUCCUUAAAGUGACUCCUUGAGUUGGAGGUGAAAUGCCCUUUAAUGUUAGUUGAAUUCUGCAGUUUCUCCUCCUUGUAGCAGCAGCUGUCAUGGAAAGGAGUUGCAGCCUGUCCAAGUUGUUGGGCAGGACAAGUUCUUUUUUAUGGGACAGUUGUGUGUGUGUAUAAAGGAAGGGGCUGUAAUCCUAAAUGUCUCUAGGAAGCAGUCUCCAAGAAGCCUGGGAUUGCCCUUCUAAGCCUGGCUGAUGGAGAGUGCCUGCCUUUUCCCUGAGAAGUGACAUUUAUACUAAUGGAUCACUUCUGCUAGGGAACUGGUGUCAUAGGCUCUGUUCACUGCCCAGGCUCUGAGGCACUGUGGCAGGAGAUGAUGGCAUGACUGACUGACUGUUUUGGGAGCCAGUGCUGCUGAGUGGAUUGGGCCAUAGAUCCCUUCUGGGCCUGUAGGUCCCACUUGUCUGUCCUUCUCCAGGGAGCUUCACAUGCUGUAUGAAGGGCAUGUGCAGCAUUGCCAAGUGCCUCUGAGCUAAGUGGAUGUGUUCCUUUAUAUAGAUCUGAAGAGGUUGGCAUGAACAGAGCUACUCCAAACCACGGAACUGCUAGGAUCCUGGCUCAGCAAACCCUUCUAGUCCCAGUGAGGUCAAAGUGAGCAAGCAAUCACAGAGUAGAUGAGGAUGCCAGUCCCUGUAACUGGGAGGAUAUGGUGGAGUCACUGGUUCAGCUAAAGCUCAUCAUACUUUUUUUCCAGAAUACUUCCAUUUUGGGUUGUAAACUGCAAUUAAAGUUCCUUUUUGUAGA